Myxocyprinus asiaticus (Chinese sucker) is the source of this 4147-nucleotide messenger RNA. Its product is annotated as polycomb group RING finger protein 5-A-like. Bases 339 to 1043 code for a protein of 234 amino acids. Gene Ontology annotation, cellular component: PRC1 complex. Gene Ontology annotation, biological process: regulation of transcription by RNA polymerase II. The transcript has 9 exons. The record is from RefSeq and is a predicted model, not a curated record. Lineage: Eukaryota; Metazoa; Chordata; Actinopteri; Cypriniformes; Catostomidae.
GCGUGCUGCUGCCUGCUGCCAGUUCCGUGUUGGCCGCGAGUUUACCAGCAACGCACUGCCUGCACUCGCUCAGUCCAUCGCCGGGUUGCAAUGAUGUGACUCCGUCCGGGUUUUCAGAAAACAAUUUUUUUUUUUGUCUCUAUUGACGGCCCAGAACAGAACGAUGCGAGGGGAUUCAUAACGGGUCACUGUCUGAACAAUAAUGCCUUCAAAGUUGAGUUACACCAGCCUCAAAACUGAGGUGAUAAGGAAAUCACCGUGGCAACCCUGUGUUGGUGCACAGGUAGCAUUGUGACUCUAGAGUGAGAUCUCCUGACCUCUGUGACCUCUGAGUCAAGAUGGCAACGCAGCGAAAGCACCUAGUCCAAGAUUUCAACAGAUACAUCACCUGCUCAAUUUGCCGUGGAUACCUUAUCAAGCCCACUGCUGUCACAGAAUGCCUGCACACCUUUUGUAAAAGUUGUAUUGUUCAGCACUUUGAGGAGAGUAAUGAGUGUCCGGAGUGUGGGAUACAGGUCCAUGAAACCAAUCCUUUAGAGAUGCUGAGGAUAGAUAAGACCCUGGAGGAGAUCAUCUUCAAGCUAGUGCCUGGACUUAGAGAGAAGGAGGAACAACAGGAAAGGGAUUUUUGGAAUAAAAAUAAGACAAAAACAAAUGAAGAUGGUCCCAGGGCUAAGAAAGCUCAUUUGAGUGAUGAAGAGGAAGAUGAUGGAAGGGGUGGAGACUACCACAGGAGUGAUCCUCAGAUCGCUAUUUGUCUGGACUGUCUACGAAACAAUGGCCAAUCAGGAGAAAGCAUAGUAAAGGGUUUAAUGAAGAAAUUCAUCCGUUGCUCCACUCGUGUUACAGUGGGAACUAUUAAGAAGUUUCUCUGUGUAAAAUUGAAGCUGCCAAGCUCAUAUGAGCUCGACGUUCUGUGUAAUGGGGAGAUCAUGGGCAAAGACCACACCUUGGAAUUCAUCUAUCGCACUCGUUGGAGACUACAAGGAGACAGCGCCUAUCCUAUGGUUCUCGAGUACCGUCCACGGAUCGACUUUGGUUAAAUGGCACUAACAGCUUUCUGGAAAUGUCUCCAAUCUUAUGCAGACUGAUGUCAAGAGCCAGACAGUUAAAAAAACACUAAAUAACUGAAUGAUUGUGCCUCUAUUGAAAGACAACAACACAAAGCCCUAUGACUGACAGGACUGCUCUCCUCUUCAUGCGCACUGCUUCAGCCUCUACUCUUAUCCUUCCUCCUUCAUGCACCUGAUUGGCAGUUGUGGCUCCACCCACUGGCACUGUAUCAAGUUUGUUGAUUAUGUUCCACCAAAGCUUUCUCUGCAUGUUGUCUCUAUGACGACGCCUUAGUGUAGGGUGGUCCGUUGGGAUUAUCUGAUAUCAAUCGAGCACAGCCAGUAAGCCAAAACUCAUCUCAAAAGAUACGCCCCAUUCAAGUGACAGUAGAAAGGGAAGAGUGAGGAGAGGUGGAGAAAUAUUUAGGAUGUAGAAGUCUAAGUUACACUCACUAGAAGUAAAGGGGAUUUCAGUGAUAUUAGAUGAUUGUUUUACUAGGUGUUUUUAUCCAGAUUUGCACUAGAGGCAAAUCCAAAUGCCUCGUUGUAUUGUUGCUAUUCUAUCUCUCUCUUUCUUUCCUUUAUAUACUUUUCUCACUUGCUCUCACCACACACAUUGUCCUUCAUAAAUUCAGUAGUGAUUUUUCAUGUCAUCAUUCUCUCUCACACACAUUCACUCUCUUUCUAUGCCUCUUUCCAUCUCACACUCUCAUUUUUCUCCAAUGGUGUUUUUGGCUCUGGUCUGAAGUAUUGAUGGAUCUCAUUCAGUUGUAAUUGAAUGAGAGGGCUAUAGACAGGGGCAUAGAUUCCAGUACUCAAAACAAGGAAGUACAACCCCCCCCCAUUUUUAUACCAUGAUCAAUGGAAGCAUGUAAAUGCUUCAUGCUGCAAACCCCCCCCCCCCCCCAAAUGUUCAAGCCAAAUCUAUGCCCUUGGAUAUAGAUGUCCCAAAAAUAACAGCAGUGAAAGGUACUCUGGGUAAGCAUUUAUGCUUCACACUGAGCUAAGACCAAAUCUUACAUUCUCCCAAACUAGAUAAUGUUAGAAAGGAUAUUACAAUAAGUGAUGCCAGAUAAGCUUAGAGCAGUACUUCACUGAGAAAUAUAAUUUUUGCUUUAUGAAUGGAAAAUGAUUGAGGUGUGCCAGCUGCAUCUCUCUUAGAUCAGCAUUGGCUCACAUUCUGUUGGCUGUAAACAUUCUGUGGUUUGCCUAUUUAAUGAAAACAUAUUUAAAGGAAGUUUCCAAAUUCAGUACAAUUGGAAGCAUUUGUAGCAUAAUGUUGAAUACCACAGAAAAUAAUUUCAACUCGUUACAGUAAGGCACUUACAAUGAAUGUGAAUAGGGCCCGUCCAUCAACAUUAAUAUACACUUUUUCAAAAAUAGAGCCACAAAAUGUAAACAUGCAUGUUAACAUGAUUUUAGCUUGAUAAAACCUCUAUUACUUUAGUGUGAUAAAAUCGCUUACAAGGUUUACCCUGAAGGUUAGUAAGCGAUUUUAUCACACUAAAAUCAUGUAAACAGUUUGUAUUUUAAUGUUUAUGGUCUGGCCUCAUUCACUUCCAUUGCAAGUGCCUCACUGUAACCACCACUUUUUUUUAAUAAACGAGGGACGAGUCGAUGUAAUUUCUUGUGGUAAUCUUAUACUGCAAAUUCAUUAAGGUAUUCCAAUCAAAUCCAUGUCACCAGACUUUCAAAUUCUGAAAACAAGACAGACUUAAUUUUGAUAAUGUUACUUUUACAGUGUAUUUUGACUGUAAGUUUGCAAAAAAGACUACAGUUUCAUAUAUUGAUGCAACAGUGUUUGGUUAAUCACAGUUAUAGAGUAUAAAACGCAUUGUCUUUCAAUUACAGGGGGAAAUAAUGAAAGUAUACAAGCUUCUGAACGUUUCAGGGAAAUAUCUGUGCAGGAUAAAUGCCAGUAAUACAUUUGGUUAGUUCCACUUUUCAACUGGAAGAAAAGUCAAAAUAUGAUAUUUCUCAAUGUGCUGCUCCAUUAAACAGCAUAUACAUAGUCGAGUUAUGGUCAUGUUUCAAGAUAGUUUGUAAUUCAAUCAAGUUGUGUUUUAGUAUAUUUUAGUACAGGAUGUUUUAUUAUUUGAGGAUUAGAUAGUUUGGAAAGGUGAUAACUUAUAAAUGUGUUUACAUGACAAUGUUAAUCUUUAGUGUAUGUGUAGUAGCCUAUGAUAGGAAUAUUACAUUUAAACUCAUAAUUACAACAAUAGGUUAACACCAAACUAAAAGAGUUGCCGAACAGAUUUUAUUAACAUUCCCAGACAUUUAUUUUUUAUUUUUUAAGGAAUGAAUGUUUAUUACUGUACCAAUCCAAUUAUAUUCCACUAAAAUCUUAUUUGAUGGUACUCUGUAUACUGUAGAACAGGAUUAGAAGAAUCAGUCAGUUUGCUGUGGAUCAUGUCAGGGGGUGAAAUGAGGGUUUGUUCAAUGUUUUACACUUCCAUUCAAGAGGAAUAAAGACCAACAUUAACAAUGAGAUUCACUAAUUUGAGAAAGUCAAUGCAAUGCAGUAAGCCAAGUGAGACGGGAUGUCUUGAAAACAAGGUUUUUCUGUGUUUUGUAUGAACCAAAUGUGGAAAUAUAAUCAUCCAGAUGUGUUUUAUGACAGAUUCGAGCUAAAACUUCAUGUCUGAUCAACUACUGCUUUACCAACAUGAUUUUGUGUACUGAAUCUUAAGAAUCCCAGCAUCUGCGCUCUCUUUCAGUUUAGCAGAUUAAUUCUUGACGUUGUUUAGGACAAAGGCCACUGGCUGCUUUCCAAAAUCCAAUUUCCUCCCUGCUAAGAAAACAUGCAAAUCAACUAUAAAGUGUCUUUGAGCUCUGAUUAUAAAUACAAUGUAUUUUUGUAUGUUGAAGCACUUAUGUAUAUUUGAACGUAUAAGCAAAAGAUUUUAUGUCAAUGCUUGUCUUUUUCCUAAUAGAAGAUGCUGCUCGGAGUAAUUUAUUGUUUUUUAUAUGUCCCAAUGCCUGCUAUGUGUUCCCCUUGUAAAUGGUUGCACUGUACAUGAAAAGAAUACUUAUGCUUUUCAUGAUCUCUAUUAUUAUUAUUUAAAUACUGAACAUUAAAAUAUGAAAAAAUGCAA